AUGUCCACUCCGACCCGCUUCAUCAGUGUCAAUGGCCAGGCCGCUCGGGCGGAGCGGACUUCAGAAGCGAAAUGGGCGGAGCAUCGCGCCGAAAUCUGCGACCUAUACGAAAGAAUGCUCAUAGAAUCUGUGGUCGCUACCAUGAGAACACGGCAUAAUUUUCAAGCAACCCAUCGACAAUACCAUUACCGAUUGAGGAAUUGGGGUGUCAAGAAGUACAACACCAAUACUGCCGUUACAACACCCACGGGGAACCAUACACUUGAGCCGACUGACGCCACUUCCUCGGGUGAGGUUGACAACAGCCACAACCUGCCCUCAGAUCGCGGGGCCGAAGACACUUCAAAACGACGAAGGAGUGCAGUUAGUUUCCAGAGUAUGUCCAGUGCCGGGGAUAAUCAGACACGUCCGUUGGCAAAGAGAGGGAAGAUGGAUACAAGCCCUGAUCAUAUCGCUAUGGGUCUUGCUCCAACCGCAGAAGGCACCGAGCCCCCACGACCUGGGACACCGUCCAGCACAUGCCGCCUGCGGGUGAGAGAUGAAGUCUUCUCCGACAUCUCGGACCAACUUCCUGCUUCACACCAGAAAACGCUGGCGAGCCUUUCACCCCUUGACAGCGAGACAGCCCUACCACUGCCGGGAGUCGAGUUAAAUUCCACUCCGAUCACCGCACUACCCUCAGAAAUUGUCUUCUUGAAGGCCGAAUCGGAAAAAUUCCAAAAAUUUCUCGAAUCCGCAGAAGCUUUGAAUGCCCCGGCCAUCCCAGUCCCGAGAAUACAAGAAGAGGCGCUGUUCCUUGAGGCCAACUUAAUGUCGCCUUACGGCCUGAAGUUCAUGCAAAACCUAUUGACUGUAGGUCCAGUGCGCGAGCUAGACUUCAACCUUCCAGUCGACACGUUCUCCAGGAAGGACCUUGAGAGCAUCAAGCGCGCUGCUGAUUACCUCGCAGUGCUUGGCUUCGGAGAAGAGGCUUUUGAACUCUACACAUUACUACUAAAGCGCUACCUGUCAGAUUCAACUUAUAGGGAUACGAGCUAUUGGUAUCUUGUGACCCAGAGCGUCAGGGUAGCUAAGAAACCCGCACACGUCGAGAUUAUUCACACUUUUCUUCUCUCUCAGCUGGAUGGGAUUCGGAGCUCUCAACCUGCCAAAUUAGCCGAUCUCUAUCAGUUCAUGAUCGAUAUGUUCCUCGCCGUCUGCAACCGAACUAGGUCACCGUCGGAGAUGAAGGAUUACCUCGCCCGUGCAACCGCGUGUCUGCGCGAGAAUCCCAGUAUUGGGGAGCAGGGACUUCCAAAGGGGGAUCGGUCGUUGGAUCUGCCAUUCUUUCGGCAGGUCCUCAGGAUUGCCAUAAGCUGCGACCUCAAAAACGUGAAGAAAUUCUCGCUCCCAACUUUUGAUGCGUCGUUGUAUCCAGCCAACAAGCCGAGGGGACAAGUUACACUCGAGGAAAUUUUCAUCCGUCGCUGCCCCGGCCCAUUUGAGGUCGGGCCAGAUGAUAUCAUGCACAAUCCUUGCGAAGACGUUGCUAGGUCUUGGGCGACGGCCAACGGGCUCUUCGCCGCCCUCUGGGAUCACUGGAUAACCUCCGCGGAUAAGACGCAUGUUUGGAUGACGCAGACCGAAAGAAGAAUGGGCAUUAGCCCCUGCGAACUGCUCCUCUUGAUAUCUCGGUGCAUCCACCAGGUCGCUGACCACGCUUGGGUGUUCUUCGGCGAGCUCAAACUCUUCAGGGACGCGGUGACCAGCCUGUCCAUCGAACCUGAUCGCCUCCUAGCUCUUAGGGUACUGAAGCAGUACGUGUCCAGGCAUACCAUCGUUACCUUGCCAGAUUUUCUACUCGAGGCUCAGAGGGGAGCAAAAUCGGACACCUUUUCACACCUCAAAAAGGCGCUUGGGAUCAGCUUUGCGAGACUUGGUCAAGCGCGGUCCUCGCGGAUCCCAUCAAUCAUUUACUCUCCGACUGAUACCGCUGUUGCUGCUAGGGAUCUUGAUGCCGCCACUUUGCUCAGUUCUCAGGCGUCUACGACGACAUCGUUCAACAGUUUUCGCAAGACAAAGCUCGCGGUCGAAAGGCGCCUGCGAGAACCAAACGGCACAGCACCAGACACAUCUGCAGAAAGUACAGCUGAAAACUCAUCGGGCAGAUUUUCUCUCGCUGGCUUGAGCGAUCUCAGUGAUAGAUUCCUAGAGUCGCUGAGAUUUUCGAUGAACAGCGUCAGUAAAUAUUCGUCGAUCCGUGAAAGUGUGGGAGAGGAGGUGGAUAUUGGGGAAAUGAUUUAA
This is a messenger RNA of Scedosporium apiospermum, 2283 nucleotides long. RefSeq lists its product as uncharacterized. Lineage: Eukaryota; Fungi; Ascomycota; Sordariomycetes; Microascales; Microascaceae. The coding region runs from base 1 to 2283 and encodes 760 amino acids. The record is from RefSeq and is a predicted model, not a curated record. The transcript is spliced from 3 exons.